CCUAGUCUCCCUCCACAAGCGUCUGCCACCCACGAUCAAAAACAAAACCAUCGCCGACCCACUCUCCUUGCUGCCAACCAAGCACGCACAGCCACAGCCAUACCACACCAAGUCAAGGAGAAGGUCAUGGCCGGCGUGAGCUCAUCCAGCGUCGUCGGGCUCAAGCCCGCCGCGGCGGUGCCGCAGGCCGCCUCGGCGGCGAAGCGGGUGCAGGUCGCGCCCAAGGAGCGGGCCGCCGAGGGCCGGCGCGCCGCGCUGCUCGGCCUGGCGGCCGUCUUCGCCGUCACCGCCACCACCGGGUCGGCCAAGGCCGGGAUCAUCGACGAGUACCUCGAGAAGAGCAAGGCCAACAAGGAGCUGAACGACAAGAAGAGGCUUGCCACCAGCGGCGCUAACUUCGCGCGCGCCUACACCGUGGAGUUCGGCAGCUGCCAGUUCCCCUACAACUUCACCGGCUGCCAGGACCUCGCCAAGCAGAAGAAAGUGCCGUUCAUCAGCGACGACCUCGAGAUCGAGUGCGAGGGCAAGGAGAAGUACAAGUGCGGCUCCAACGUUUUCUGGAAGUGGUGAUUGGCCGCGAACUGGAGGGACUGCUUGCGGUGUGACGUGAUGCCCAAACUGCAGGGAAAUUUGGAUGUGUGUAAUUUACCGUCAUUAUAUUUGUAUCAUCUCAUUUAUCUGAUCAUGCACGAACCUCUUGCACCGGGGAGAGUGAAACUGUAGCAUCCUUUCUUGCUUGGUUGACGACUCUUUUCAUCGGCUUUAUUUAA
Setaria italica (foxtail millet) is the source of this 770-nucleotide messenger RNA. RefSeq names its product photosystem I reaction center subunit N, chloroplastic. Lineage: Eukaryota; Viridiplantae; Streptophyta; Magnoliopsida; Poales; Poaceae. The transcript is spliced from 3 exons. Gene Ontology annotation, cellular component: chloroplast photosystem I. Gene Ontology annotation, biological process: photosynthesis. The record is from RefSeq and is a predicted model, not a curated record. Bases 127 to 570 code for a protein of 147 amino acids.